AUUGACGAUUUGAUACAUUUCUAAUUUAUACAGUUGUGUACGGGAACGUGUAAAAUAACUUACUGCAGAUAUUUCCUGGUGUUACCGUGUACGCUGCCUAACGUUUUAAUUGAACCGUUUUAGUUUUUUUUUAACACGUGCUUGAGUAAAUUAUAUAAAGUUGUUUUGUUUUUUCCAAUUUUCUUCGUUCUAUUCGCAUUUCUUUUCGUUUUUAUCGUAACGUUCCCUUCCAACCACCAGGAUAACGCGUGCGUAAAAAUGCCCCGUGUGUCGGUUUUUGUCAUUUUAGUGCCAGUUUGUCUAAAAAUUUCUGUUUAAACGUAAAGCUAAACGCGGUUUAUUGACGCCAGACUAAAGAUUGAUAUAAUGCGAUAAACAAUACCGUCAAAAGUUAUUCUUCUGUGUACAAUUACAUUAAUAUUUUAAAGAUUAACGGAUAUUUCUAACGGAAUGAAUUUGCUACUAUGUCACUCGUCAAAUUCGGCUUUGGACGACUGGUAGACGGUUUUCUUCUUCUUUCGAUCGGAAGCGAAAUUAGCAUUUAAUUUUUGUUUAGUGGAUUGUUUUUAAAAUCAGUUCUUGUUAAUUCGUCAAUACGUAGUUGAAUUAUUUCUUUUCCUGUAUAAUAGUUGAGAAUUUGACCAGCGUCUUCCUUUCUUUCCUUCCUUUUCGACGACGUCACAAUUAUGGUCAGUACGUGAUGUGUCAUCAGUCGAUAUUUACACACGCAUCGCGAUGAAAGGUCGGUAGCGAAGGACCGAAAACAUAUUCUAUCUUCGUUUCGUUAUUUUCUGGUAAAGUGAUUGAUUAUCGUGUUAAAGUAUCCGUAUAAUCGACUGUUGCAUCGGUAACCUAUUAUUCAGUUAGAGAAUAAGAUUUUACAACACGCAUUCUGACAAUCGUAGUGGUUGAAUUGAUAAAAUGAAAAAAAUGACCAUUAACAGAUUUCUGUCACGUAUUUUAAAUUUAAUAGGCUGCAUAUAUGUAGUUUAUAUACAGUAGCCAUAUCCUUCUAAGGAAAAUCGAUAUUGAUGCUUAAAGGCUCGUAUCGAUCUUUGCAUAGGAGGAAAUAAGGGUAACAUACGUUACAAUAAGCCACUAUAACGUAUGUUUUAAAGACAAUUAAUUAAACGUAAUUUUAAACACAAUUAAAUUAAUCUUGUCAAUAAUCUAGCUAUCUUGUUGUUUUUAAUUAUGACGAGAAGAAUUUACGGUGUCGGCGUAUGACGGGCCUUGUUUAUUUUCAUCGUUUAGCAUUUUUUACUCGCAUUUCCUAAUAUCCUCUAUGUAAUCUAGUGCGGGAAAUGACAAAUAUUCACGAUAUCUCAAUAACAUUUAAAUCUCUUCCAGCAGAUGUUUUAUUCAUUUUACCAAUGUAAAAUAAUAAUAAAGUGCCGUAUAAUCGUUAUAUAUUUAAAACUCAUUGCUAAUAGCAUUAUCAAAAUUUUCUAUUUUUAACGUUUAUGGUGAAACUUGUAAAGGUCGAGUCAAGGAAUGAAAUGCUUUCCUCUUUCUUCCUUUUUAGAUUAUCUGAAAUUGAUAUUGAUUUAGUUAUAUAUUAUGAAAGAACAGUUAUUUGGAUUUCGUUUAAUUAAUACGUAGAGAUUAUAAUCUGGAGGCCAAACUAAAGUCAACUUUUUCAGUUUUAGUUUUAAUAUAAAUAUUGAUCUGGGUAUAAAUUCUUGGUGCAGUUUUGAUCGAAGUGAUUCUGGCUUGGUGCCAGACGUCUGAGCGAGUAGCCCUCCUCACCUUUGCCUGUGGAAGAAUCAGAGGUGGUGUAAUAACAGGUCACACUACUGCUAACUUCGUCCUACCCUCCACAAUAGAAUGGUUAAAACCGAGGUGCUGUAAAUGAGGGGUGAUUACUGCUGACCUUCAAACUCUCUCUCCUAGUUAACUCGCUGUAUAUUGAGUUUAAAAUACGCUUAUUUUUUAUCCAUCGAGGUUUAUAAUACCGCAAGUAACCGUUUAUUGAUCUAGUAACAGGUUAUUUUAGGAAUCCUGUCUAAUUAGCAAACUAUCCGAUAUACUUCUAAUAUAUAUAUUAUUGUUAUAUAACAUUCGAGACGUAUCAUAGUGAUUUUUAGGAACGGGUUUUGUACAUAAGUAGGCGAACUGCAUUUCUGAUUUGUCGCUUGACCAGAUUUUUGUGAAUUAUCUCCAUUUAGGAGUUUUUAUUCUCUUUGUUUUUUAAAGUUGCUUUAUUACACGUGGAGCGUGUAACUAAAAUAACACGUGGUACAGCGUGUUGGACUAUAUUUAUGACUAAUAAAUGAAUUGGAACCGCAUCCUUUAUCUCGUUGUCAUGGUUACGGAUUUAUUUUCCAGUCGUUCCGCUUCUCAUCUUUGAAGAUAGAAUGGAUUCUACGAAUUCGAAUUUGAAAUUUUGUCGAAUAUUUAGGAUGCCGGUUCAAAGAAGAGUGCGAGGAUCGUAUUGGUUACGUUUAAGAAUCAGAAGUGCUCGCAGACUAGAGAAAAGCAAUUGCUGGUGUCUUUUAGGAAAUAAUGCUAUAAGCAAAUCAAAUUUAAAUAUUCACUCGUCAAAUGAUCAUUUAAGAAACUGUAAAUUCUCAAUAAAUGGUCGAACGGAAAAAUUGUAUGUAAGGAAAAAAUGUUUUAAAAAGAAAAAGAAGGAUGCAAGGAUUUGUAAAUCCACCGAUAACAAAUUGGAUGACUCUUUUAUUACAAAUAUAUCUUGUAAGAAAAGAAGUUCUAGCAAAGUAACUAGAUCAGCAACAUUAAUCUCUACUGAAAUCGAAAUCUGUAAAUUAUCUGAGCAAGCAGGAGCUCUCUUUUCUCCUGUAUAUCAGUUUUUAGAAGAAAAUAAAGCUGAUACAGAAAAGAUUACACUGUUAUCCUUAGAAGAAGCAACUAAAGAAAUUAACAGGGUAUAUGAACAUGCUUCUUUACAAACUCAAUGUGAUAUUUCAGGAAAUCUGAAUGGAAGCUUAAAAGGUGAUGAUGUAAUUAAGAAACCAUUACCUAUUUCUGAACCAUGUGCACACCACGUAACUGUUUAUAAUGCAGAAUAUCCAUCGCCUGAAGAAGCAGAAGUUGCUGAGGAAUGGGAUAGUUUUGAUCCAUAUUAUUUUAUUAAGCAUCUACCACCACUUACACCCGAAAUGAGAGCUCGAUGCCCAGCUCUCCCAUUAAAAACUCGUAGCAGUCCAGAAUUUUCUCUAGUAUUAGAUUUGGACGAAACACUUGUACAUUGUAGUCUUACUGAAUUAGAAGAUGCAACAUUCACAUUUCCUGUCAUGUUCCAGGACAUAGAAUACAAGGUAUACGUUCGAACAAGGCCAUACUUCAGGGAGUUCCUAGAGCGCGUAUCAAAAGUUUUUGAAGUGAUACUCUUUACUGCUUCCAAGAAAGUUUAUGCUGAUAAAUUGUUAAAUUUACUUGAUCCCGAAAGGAAAUUAAUCAAGUAUCGUUUGUUUCGAGAGCACUGCGUAUGCGUAAGUGGUAAUUAUAUCAAAGAUCUGACUAUUUUAGGUCGAGAUUUGGCAAAGACCAUCAUCAUCGAUAAUUCUCCUCAAGCAUUUGGUUAUCAGUUGGAAAAUGGUAUUCCAAUUGAAAGUUGGUUUAUGGACAAAGGUGAUAUGGAAUUAUUGAAAUUAUUACCGUUUUUAGAUAGUCUUGUUGCAAUGAAUACCAGGAAGUUGCUUUGUUUUCCUGAGAAUUCUCCAGGAUAAAGAAAUACAAAUGAAGAUGUUCGUCCCCAUAUUUGUAAUAAAUAUCACCUGUCCAGUUUCUUGCCUCCUGACUAAAAUAUUUGUAGAAGACAUGCUAGUUCAUUUAUCUCCAGUUAUAAAUAUAUAUACACAAUGUACAGUUAACAUUCUUCUUCCACACAAUUAGAAGUCAGUCAACAGGAUAUAUCAUCAUCAUUUCAAAGCGAGCUAAAUGGAGUUUUACCUUUUAUAACGAAAAACUUUCAAAAAGUUCAAUUGUGCAAUUUAAAUUGUCACAUUUUGCAAAUUUAUUUUAUAAUUGCAGAAAAGUUUUUAUUUUUUGUCAUUGUUAAAUGUUUCGUUUAAAAAAUAUGUACA
This is a messenger RNA of Centruroides sculpturatus (bark scorpion), 4049 nucleotides long. Its product is annotated as CTD small phosphatase-like protein 2. Gene Ontology annotation, molecular function: phosphoprotein phosphatase activity. The transcript has 13 exons. The record is from RefSeq and is a predicted model, not a curated record. Lineage: Eukaryota; Metazoa; Arthropoda; Arachnida; Scorpiones; Buthidae. Bases 2358 to 3692 code for a protein of 444 amino acids.